AUGUCAAACUACCUCCCAUUAAACAGACAAUGUCAAACUACCUCCCACAAAACAGACAAUGCCAAACUACCUUCCACAAAACAGACAAUGCCAAACUACCUCCCACCAAACAGACAAUGUCAAACUAACUGCAACCAACCAGACAAUGCCAAACGACCUCCCAACAAACGGACAAUGUCAAACUACCUCCCACCAAAUAGACAAUGUCAAACUACCUCCCACCAAACAGACAAUGUCAAACUAACUGCAACCAAACAGACAAUGCCAAACGACCUCCCAACAAACAGACAAUGUCAAACUACCUCCUACCAAACAGACAAUGUCAAACUACCUCCCACCAAACAGACAAUGUCAAACUACUUCCCACCAAACAGACAAUGCCAGACUAACUCCCACCAAACAGACAAUGUCAAACUACCUCCCACCAAACAGACAAUGUCAAACUACCUCCCUACAAACAGACAAUGUCAAACUACCUCCCAACAAACAGACAAGGGCAAACUACCUCCCACCAAACAGACAAUGUCAAACUAUCUCCCACCAAACAGACAAUGUCAAACUACCUCCCACCAAACAGACAAUGUCAAACUAUCUCCCACCAAACAGACAAUGUCAAACUACCUCCCACCAAACGGACAAUGUCAAACUACUUCCCACCAAACGGUCAAUAUCAAACUACCUCCCACCAAACAGACAAUGUCAAACUACCUCCCACCAAACAGACAAUGUCAAACUACCUCCCACAAAACAGACAAUGUCAAACUACCUCCCACAAAACAGAUAAUGUCAAACUACCUCCGACCAAACGGACAAUGUCAAACUACCUCCUACAAAAGGGACAAUGUCAAACUACCUCCCACCAAACAGACAAUGUCAAACUACCUCUCACCAAACGGACAAUGUCAAACUACCUCCUACCAAACAGACAAGGCCAAACUACCUCCCACCAAACAGACAAGGCCAGACUACAUCCUACCAAACAGACAAUGUCAAACUACUUCCGCAAAACAGAAAAGGCCAAACUACCUCCCACCAAACAGACAAUGCCAAACUACCUCCCACCAAACAGUCAUUGCCAAAUUACCUCCCACCAAACAGACAAUGUCAAACUACCUCCCACCAAACGGACAAUGUCAAACUACCACUCACCAAACAGACAAGGCCAAACUACCUCCCACGAAACAGACAAGGCCAAACUUCCUCCCAACAAACGAACAAUGUCAAACUACCUCCCAACAAACAGACAAUAUCAAACUACCUCCAAUUAAACAGACAGUGUCAAACUACCUCCCACCAAACAGACAAUGUCAAACUACCUCCCACCAAACAGACAAUGUCAAACUACCUCCCACCAAACAGGCAAUGUCAAACCACCUCCUACCAAACAGACAAUGUCAAAUUACCACCCACCAAACAGACAUUGCCAAACUACCUCCCACCAAACAGGCAAUGUCAAACUACCUCUACCAAACAGACAAUGUCAAACUACCUCCCACCAAACAGACAAUGUCAAACCACCACCCACCAAAUAGACAAUGUCAAACUACCUCCCAGCAAACAGACAUUGCCAAACUCCUUCCCACUAAACAGACAAUGUCAAACUACCCCCACCAAACAGACAAGGCCAAACUACCUCCCACCAAACAGAUAAUGCCAAACUACCUCCCACCAAACAGACAAUGUCAAACUACCUCCCACCAAACAGACAAUGUCAAACUACCUCCCGCCAAACGGACAAUGUCAAACUACCUCCCACCAAAUAGACAAUUUCAAACUACCUCCCACCAAACAGACAAUGUCAAACUACCUCCCACCAAACAGACCAUGUCAAACUACCUCCCACCAAACAGACAAUGUCAAACUACCUCCCACCAAACAGACAAUGUCAAACUGUUGCGUUCACAUUGA
Messenger RNA from Mizuhopecten yessoensis (Yesso scallop), 1908 nucleotides. RefSeq names its product proline-rich extensin-like protein EPR1. The coding region runs from base 1 to 1908 and encodes 635 amino acids. The transcript has a single exon. NCBI's taxonomy places the organism in Eukaryota, Metazoa, Mollusca, Bivalvia, Pectinida, Pectinidae. The record is from RefSeq and is a predicted model, not a curated record.